This is a messenger RNA of Elephantulus edwardii (Cape elephant shrew), 977 nucleotides long. It is a transcript of the gene DEGS2, whose product is annotated as delta(4)-desaturase, sphingolipid 2. Bases 6 to 977 code for a protein of 323 amino acids. Gene Ontology annotation, biological process: sphinganine metabolic process; ceramide biosynthetic process. The record is from RefSeq and is a predicted model, not a curated record. NCBI's taxonomy places the organism in Eukaryota, Metazoa, Chordata, Mammalia, Macroscelidea, Macroscelididae. Gene Ontology annotation, cellular component: membrane. The transcript is spliced from 3 exons. Gene Ontology annotation, molecular function: sphingolipid delta-4 desaturase activity.
CAGCCAUGGGGAACAGCGCCGGCCGCAGCGACUUCGAGUGGGUCUACACUGACCAGCCACACACACAGCGGCGCAAGGAGAUGCUGGCUAAGUACCCAGCUAUCAAGACCCUGAUGCGGCCGGACCCCAACCUCAAGUGGGCAGUGUCGGCGCUGGUGCUGGCGCAGCUGCUGGCCAGUUACUUGGUACGUGGCCUGGCCUGGCGCUGGCUGCUCUUCUGGGCCUAUGCCUUUGGAGGCUGCGUCAACCACUCGCUGACCCUGGCCAUCCACGACAUCUCACACAACACAGCCUUUGGCACAACCCGUUCCAGCCACAACCGCUGGUUUGCCAUAUUUGCGAACCUGCCCAUUGGUGUGCCCUACUCGGCGUCCUUCAAGAAGUAUCACAUAGACCACCAUCGCUACCUGGGGGGAGAUGGGCUGGACGUGGAUGUGCCCACACGCCUUGAGGGCUGGCUCUUCUGCACACCGGCCCGCAAGCUGCUCUGGUUGGCUCUGCAGCCUUUCCUCUACACGCUGAGGCCACUCUGCGUGCAUCCCAAGGCCCUGACCCGCAUGGAAGUGCUCAACACCCUGGUGCAGCUGGCCGUGGACACCAUCAUCUUCAGCCUCUGGGGGCUCAAGCCCAUCGCCUACCUGCUGGCCAGCUCCCUGCUGGGCAUGGGCCUGCACCCCAUCUCGGGCCAUUUUGUGGCUGAACACUACAUGUUCUUCAAGGGCCAUGAGACCUACUCCUACUACGGGCCGCUCAACUGGAUCACGUUCAACGUGGGCUACCAUGUGGAGCACCACGACUUCCCCAGCAUCCCUAGCUGCAACCUGCCCCUGGUCCGGAAGAUCGCCCCUGAGUACUAUGACCACCUGCCCCAGCAUCACUCCUGGAUGAAGGUGCUCUGGGACUUCGUGUUCAAGGACUCGCUGGGGCCCUAUGCCCGGGUGAAGCGCGUGUGCAAGCUGGCGGAGGACAGGCUGUGA